CAACGUUAAAGGUCAGACAAGAACACAAAAAGCAUGGAAAUGGACGAGACAUCUUUUUUUAAACAACUCGCUGACACUCUUUGUUUUGGAGAAUCAGCCUUACGACUUGUGUUGUCUUUAUUGGCAGGGUAUCCACUGGCCUAUGUAUACAGACAUUUUGUGUACAGGAAACCCCCUGUGGUGCAGCAUGUCUUCUUCAUCCUCACCGGACUGGCAAUUUGCUACUUUAACUACGGUUUUGACACAAUCCAUUCCAUCACAAACGUUGUCCUGAUAUGGCUACUGCUGCAGAUCUGUGGAGGAACUAAGUGGAGUGUAGCCGUGGGAUUUGUGCUCAAUACGGGAUAUCUUUUGAUGGGCUACUACGUUCAGGGCACGGACGAUUACGAUAUUUCCUGGGCUACACCGCACUGUGUCAUAACACUACGUCUCACUGGCACCAUAUUUGAUAUUUAUGAUGGGAAGAAAAAAGUGGAGCAUAUGUCAGAGGAGCAGAAGUCCAGUGCCCUUUAUCACUGCCCCUCUCUCCUGGAGAUGAUGGGACAUGUUUUCUACUUCGGAUCAUUCCUUACUGGACCCACGUUCAGCAUGCGCCGCUACCUCUCCUUCGUGACCGGAGACUAUGGCCUGGGGCUCGGACCUCCUAGAAAUCAUUACGAGGCAUUCAGCAGACUCGGGGCGGGGGUUGCCUACAUUGCCGUGUUUCAUAUACUGUCUUUCCUGGUCUUCACAGAUCAAUACAUGCUUUCUUCUCAGUUCAACGAUCUCAGGUUCUUCUCCAAGUGUGCCUACAUCUUGAUAUGGGGGAAGCUACACUUGUGUAAAUAUGUUGGCGUUUGGUUACUUGGGGAGGGUAGUUGUAUAUUGACGGGUCUCACAUACAAUGGUAAAGACGUGAAUGGUAACAUGCUGUGGGACGGGUGCUCCAACACAAAACUGUAUGUCCUCGAAUCAGCAUCCACAUUUAAAGAGGUGAUUGUGGGUUUCAACGUGUGCACAAAUACAUGGAUGGCUCGGUACAUUUUCAAAAGAUUAAAGUUCCUGGGCAGUGUACAGGCAUCACAGUCAGUAACACUUCUGUACCUGGCCAUAUGGCACGGUCUUCACUCGGGAUACUAUAUGAACUUCUUCCUGGAGUUCAUUAUGGUGAAUGGAGAGACACAGUUAUCGAGUGUUUUGAGAUUAUUGCCGGCCACCUCUAAAAUUCUUUCACUGCCGGUGUUGUCUCCCCUGGUCUGGCUGGUGAAGAAGAUAUGCAUGCAGUUCUUUCUCAGCUAUGCACUUGUCAGCUUUGUGCAUCUUAAAUGGCAUCGGUAUAGCCAGGUCUACUCAUCCAUCUCGUACGUCGGCCAUGUUGUGUUCUUGGUGCUGCCGCUGUUCUGCGUGAUGGUGAAAUCCUCGCUCAAGACCCCUGGGAAAUCCAGCAUCAACGGUGUACCUACACAAAAAUCUAAAGAAGAGAGUAAGAAGAGUAAGUAGGACCUGGAGACGGAUAAAACAGAGAGCAGAGACACGUCCAUGUUCCACUGAGCAACUUAAUGGUUGUGCGUAUAAGGUCACCCAAGAUUAGCCUGUGCAACACAUAAUGGACAAUCAGCGAAAAACACGCGUUUAUGGUAUUUUUCGUUUGAAGGAAUCUUGUAUGCUGGAAAGACUGCACAGGAUAAUCUGGAAAGACACUUUACACACAUGCAUAAAGCCCUGUUUUCUGGGGACGAGGAUCACUUAUUCUCUAGAUUUGUCUCUGGGAUUGCUCUUACAUUCCAAGUGAGCCUUGCUCAGGGAAAAUGGGGCUUAAUUCAA
Molecule: messenger RNA, 1803 nt
Organism: Dreissena polymorpha
Lineage: Eukaryota; Metazoa; Mollusca; Bivalvia; Myida; Dreissenidae
Product: lysophospholipid acyltransferase 5-like
Exons: 13
Coding region: 34-1479 (481 amino acids)
Biological process (GO): lipid modification; phosphatidylcholine biosynthetic process
Cellular component (GO): membrane
Molecular function (GO): lysophospholipid acyltransferase activity; 1-acylglycerophosphocholine O-acyltransferase activity
Source: RefSeq, a predicted model, not a curated record